Molecule: messenger RNA, 1088 nt
Organism: Zingiber officinale
Lineage: Eukaryota; Viridiplantae; Streptophyta; Magnoliopsida; Zingiberales; Zingiberaceae
Product: plasma membrane-associated cation-binding protein 1-like
Exons: 5
Coding region: 177-836 (219 amino acids)
Cellular component (GO): plasma membrane
Source: RefSeq, a predicted model, not a curated record
AUAUUUUUACCUGGUAUUGUUCGUGGGUUGCCUCUACUCUUUGAUUUGUACAUAAUAUAUAUACUGUUGCAGAUCAGAGGAGAGGAGGAGGAAGAAGGGGCAACAGAGAAGGAAGAAACGAGAGAGAGAGAAAAAGAGCAAUUAAGAGGGGAAAGGAUCAUAUAUUUUACACUGAGAUGGGUAGCAUAUGGAAGUCUAAAGUUCUUCCGAGGUUCGCAAAUGUUUUUGGUAAUAGCAAAAAGAAAACUGCUGCAGCUGAGGCUGUCAAGUCCUUUGAUGAUUCAAAGGAGGAGUUUGCCAAAGAGUUUGAAGAGAAGAAGACUGAACUCCAACCUAAAGUUAUAGAAAUUUAUGAAGCUUCUCCACCACCGAUUAAGGCUUUGGUGAAGAAACCCACAGAAUCUGAUCUGAAGAAGAACUCAUCAGGAGUCAAGAAAUUCCUUGAUGAAUUAGUGAAGAUUGAAUUCCCGGGCUCCAAGCCGGUGAGCGAGGCCGCCGUCAAGUUUGGUCCUUCGUAUGUCGCCGGACCGAUCACCUUCAUCUUCCAGGAGGUCUCCAGCCUCCUCCCGGUGGAAGAACCGCCUGCUGCCCCUGCCGAGGCCACCGAUGCCUCUGCUCCCGCGGAGGAGAGCGCGAGCAGAGAGGUAACCGCCGAGGCCAUCGAGGAGAUCAAGAAAGAGGAGGAGGUUGUCAAGGCGGAGGAGACGCCGCCUCCUCCUCCAGCCGGCACCGAAACUCCUGCCCCGACCGAACCAGCAGCCACCGAUCCUCCAGUACCGGAGCCGGAGCCUACCAAGGCAGAGGAGGUGCCGCCGCCGGAGCCCGCCAAAGCAUGAGGUACAGUUACUGCAUGCUCCAAUUGUAAUCAAUUUCCUGCUUCCUUGGCAAGGCGAACAGAGCAAGGCAUCACAAUUUCUGUGUCUACGUACGUGAUUGAAAUUGUUAUUAAUUCUUUUCUUGAUUUCUUCUGUACUUAAAUUGUAUUGGUGAUGGGGAUACGUAGUUCCAUUUUGCUCAUGCGAGCUGUGUAAUAUUAUGAACAACUGUACUGGUGUGGUUUAUUAAUUAUAAAAUGUUCAAUUGAGUUA